Panicum virgatum (switchgrass) is the source of this 1741-nucleotide messenger RNA. Its product is annotated as protein ECERIFERUM 2-like. The coding region runs from base 176 to 1531 and encodes 451 amino acids. NCBI's taxonomy places the organism in Eukaryota, Viridiplantae, Streptophyta, Magnoliopsida, Poales, Poaceae. The record is from RefSeq and is a predicted model, not a curated record. The transcript has 2 exons. Gene Ontology annotation, molecular function: acyltransferase activity, transferring groups other than amino-acyl groups.
GGAUCGACUUCAUGAAUCGUCUUCAGACUUCAAUGUGGUCGAUGGAUACACCAAUCAAGCAAGCCGGUGUGGUGUAUAAGUAGGAAGUUCAGACCCCCAUUGGUUGUUCACUGCCCUCCAGCUCUCAAUCAAGUCUCUCAGCAACCGAGGCAGCAGCGACACCGCCACGCGCGCCAUGGUUGCCGAGCUCGCCGGCGGCGGCGACAUGCCCGUGCACAGCUUCCGGCUGUCGACGGUGGUGCCGGGGUCGGUGACCGGGGAGGCAGUGGACUACGAGCUCGCGGACGCCGACCUGCUGCACAAGCUGCACUACCUCCGCGCGGUGCACGUGUUCCGCGCCCCGGCGCCGGGGGCCGUCCGGGAGCUCAAGGAGCCCAUGUUCCCGUGGCUGGACAUGUACUUCCCCGUCAGCGGCCGGCUGCGGCGGCGCCCGGCGGCCGACGACGGCGAGGUAGGCGCGGCGGCGGGGCGGCCGUACGUGCGGUGCAACGACUGCGGCGUGCGCGUCGUGGAGGCCGCCAUCGACGCCACCGUGGAGGAGUGGCUGGAGCAGGAGGCGGAGCGCGGCGGCCUGUGCAAGGCGCUGGCCUACGACAAGGUCAUCGGCCCGGAGCUCUUCUUCUCGCCGCUGCUCUACGUGCAGUUCACCAGCUUCAAGUGCGGCGGGAUGGCCCUCGGCUUCAAGUGGGCGCACCUCAUCGGCGACAUCCGCUCCGCCGCCGCCUGCUUCAGCACGUGGGCGCAGCUCCUCAGCGGCAAGAAGGCCCCGGCACCCACCCUGCGCGACCCGCACACCAAGCCGCCGUCGGCCGCACCUGCCGGCGCGACGGCCCCACCGUCGGUCAAGGCCACCGCCGCGCCCGUCGGCGACGACUGGAGGGUCCCCACCGCCUGUGAAAUGGUGCCCUUCUCCUUCCACGUCACCGAGCAGCAGCUGAAGCGCCUCCUGCUCGGCGCGCCAGCGGGGCGCCGUCAUCAUCAGGUGGGCACGUUCGAGCUGGUCGCGGCGCUGGUGUGGCGCGCGGUGGCCGCCAUCCGGGGUCCCGAGGAGGAGGAGGCGACGCGCACGGUGACCGUCGUGAAGACUACGGACCCGGCGGCCGCGCCUACAGGCGACGGCCGCCUGGGGCUGACCAACGAGCACCGCAUCGGCCACGUCGUCGCGCCGACCGGCCUGCUGCCGGCGGCGGCCGACGUCGCGGAGCUGGCGGCGCUGCUGGCCGCCGCGAGCCUCGACGGGGCCGGCGCGGUCGCGGCUGCGGCGCUGGCGGGGGCGGACGACGCCGACGCGGUCGUGUACGGCGCCAACCUGACGUUCGUGGACGCCGAGGGCGUUGACGCGUACGGGCUGGAGCUCGGUGCGCGGCGCCCCGCGCACGCGGAGUACGCCGUGGACGGCGCCGGCGACGGCGGCGCGGCCGUCGUGCACCGCGACGCCGGCGGGCGGGGCCGCACCGUCGCGGCCGCCGUGCGCCGGGGCGAGGCGGACCGCCUCCGCGCGGUGCUCCGUGACGCGCUGCGCGUUGCUUGACGGCCGAGGCAGUAGCUUUGCCUUUCUUCAGUGGGUUAUCAAUAAAGACACUUCAGCGUGUGCUCCUUUGCGCUGCUUGUGUUGGUCUGUUCAGUCCUGCGCUCCCGGGCACUCUUGCAAGCAGUUUAUAUUAGCGUGAUUCGAACUUCUAAAUGCAAUUAAUGUGUGUUAUGAACUUCCGAUGAUAUGGAUUUGCUAUGUUUGGCUCAA